Messenger RNA from Boleophthalmus pectinirostris (great blue-spotted mudskipper), 2411 nucleotides. RefSeq names its product RNA polymerase I subunit H (gene polr1h). Gene Ontology annotation, molecular function: DNA-directed RNA polymerase activity; zinc ion binding; nucleic acid binding. Bases 14 to 517 code for a protein of 167 amino acids. The transcript is spliced from 5 exons. The record is from RefSeq and is a predicted model, not a curated record. Gene Ontology annotation, biological process: DNA-templated transcription; termination of RNA polymerase I transcription. Gene Ontology annotation, cellular component: RNA polymerase I complex. Lineage: Eukaryota; Metazoa; Chordata; Actinopteri; Gobiiformes; Gobiidae.
GCCAGAGCUGCGCAUGCGCGACACACACGUGAGACACCAAAACGGAUUUAAAACUGUUUUUUUCUGCGUGUUUUUUGCGUAUUAUCUUCAGAUUUUUCUGUUUGAUCUGCUGCGUGGAGAGGCUCUACAUCUACGUCUACGUCUACAGUCACUUAUAAGAGGGAUGUCGUGUUUUGCUGGAGACCCAAACUUCUGCCCUGAGUGUGGCACAGUGCUCCCUCUGCCGGGCAUACAGGACAUAGUGCGCUGUCCCCGCUGCUCCUUUAGCAUCCCGGUCAAAGAGUUUUCAGGCAGAGAGAUCCGCUCCACUGUGGUGUUCAACCCAGAGAAGUCCAGUGUGGCUCUGGAGGAGGACGAGGACUCAGAGCUCAAGGGACCUGUGAUCGACCGGCGCUGUUCUCGAUGUAACAAAGAAGGGAUGGUUUACCACACCAGACAAAUGCGCUCGGCCGAUGAGGGACAGACUGUGUUCUUCACCUGUAUUCACUGCAGAUACCAGGAGAAGGAAGACUCAUGAGAAGACCUUUUAUUAUUAUUUUUAUUUUGGCAUCAGCUGUCACCAUUAUAUGUAAAUAAGACACAUGCAUUUCAGUUACUGUAAAAUACCAAAUAAUAAACGCCGGGUGUAUGUUUUGAUAAAUAAUUGUUGGUUCCAAAUAAAUGCUGACAAAGAAACAAAUCAAGGAAGAAGAUGUGACCACUGACGCUGCACGUUUGACUCGGAAUGAAUAAGUUAAAAGAAUUUGGGUACCAUAUUUUCCCAGUUUCGCUGAGCAAGAUUAGCCAGGUUGGCGCCACCUAGAGCCUCUGCUCAAUUUAAUUUCUCUCCAGCGACUAGAUCAGGAAUCAAAACACAAUAGAUACAUAUAGAGACAUAUAUUCUGUAUUGUUUACGUUUCCCAAGAUUGAGGAUUUAAAGCUGGAACAAAGAGAAUGUUUGGUGAAUUUUAUCAAGGGAAAGACGUUAUUGUUCUUCUUCCUACGGAUUUGGUGCAUUACAUACGUCACGACCAAACAGCAGCGAUUGGUUAAAUAAAAAAGUACCCUCCUACUGUCGAGCGAACGAAUCACUGCGAGGUCAGACGUUUGUACGAAGUGAAAUGAAGUAAAACUGGCUAGAGCAAGAUUUUUGUGAGGAAGAAAUGAAUCGCCUGGUCUCAAAUAAUUGCCUGGUCUGAGAAGUGAUUCAAACAAAUAAACGCCCUGGUUAUUAUUUGAUAUUUUACGGUAGUUUACAAGCGCUUUUCACAACUUUCAGAGACCAGAGCGGAGUUUUUUAGUGAUAACUAGCAUGUUAACAGCGUAUUUCCUGAUGUGGCAGACUAAUUUUGCCAGACAGAUCUAGUACAGGACCUUUAACUGAUCAGAAAAUAGAUAAUAUUGUAAAUGUUGUCAAAAUCUGAAUAUUUAAUGUAUCGGUCCAAAUAAAAAAGCAAAUAAAAAUAAGAAACUGAUAAAACUUUCAAAUAAGGGUUUUGAGUUCCAUCUAAUUUUGACUCGUCCUUUGGUGAUUGGAAGGACUUAGGGAUACACUGUAUUUGAGAUUUGUAUAUUAAUGGCACUUUUGCCUCUUUUGCACAAUUAAAAGGAAGUAUAAUCUACAUGGCAAUAUUUUUUUUAGAUAUUUACAGAUCAGGGAUUAUGCACGGAAACUUCUGACAUCUUCUUGAAACAGAGCAACAGUCUCCAACUGAUGAUUACUUAAAUACUUCUCGAGAUGAAUUCAAAUUAUUUCUUGUAUAUAUAACAAAUUAUCAACAAUUUCCUUUCCAUCCUCCAACAAAUACAAAGAAAGUUGUAAACAUCUGGGAAGACUGCCUUGAAUCUAUACAUUUAUGCUCCAAUAAUGCAAAACACUGUCUCAUACAACUCAAAAUUAUACAUAGACUUCACUAUUCAAAAGUGAAAAUCCAUAAUAUUUCCCCAGUGUCUCUUCAGCUUGUGAUAAAUGUCAGUCCUUCGAUGCAGCGCUGUAGCAUGCAUUUGUCUCGUGUCCAAAAGUGGCCGCCUACUGGUCUGAUGUGUUUGAUACAAUAUCGCAGAUUGUUAAAAUGACAUUAUUGCCAGAACCUUUGUUUAUUAUCCUUGGUACAUCAGAAGUAUUUAAUAAUAUGACAUCAGACCAAAAGCAGUUCAUUUCUUAUUGUUUUAUUAAUGCAAAGAAAUUAGUCUUAAUGUCAUGAAAGGGGCCGUCAGUUCCAAGCUCUAAAAUGUGACUACGAGACCUUGUCAUCUAGAGACAAUACGAUAUUUGUUAAAGGAUAAACUACUGUCAGGCUGUUAGGUUUGUUCUCAGUUUUGUGAGAUUAAUUUUUAUUUUUACUUUUAUAUAUUAAAAAGUAUUGAGUGCUGUUGAUCCUGUACAAUUUGAGUUAUACUGUUUUUGGCUCAAUAAAAAUCCAUCCAUCCAG